CGAACGUGCCGCGGUCAAAGUGGAUUCCCAGUUUCAGAUCGUCGACCUGGCUGUUCGCGCCGCCAAGUACAUCGGCCUCGACCGUCCAUCCUCGUACCGGUACCAGCACUGGAUAAUGGCCGAGCUCGCCCGCCGAGCAUGGUACCAGUGCUCCUACUUUACCCUCUUCAACGGAUUCAGACAUCAGCGGCAGCUCUCAAUCGAGGACCCAAAUCUGCUCAAGCCCGAGAUUCCCAAGCAUGACAUGAUCUGGUACAACGAUAGUAUUGAUCUCAGCUUGCUUGAAAUCAUUCCCGCCAGCGCCAGCACCUCGCUGCCAAACUUUGCCGCCGAUGUGCUAAGAUUUCUCCAGAUUGAACGAAAGGGGCUCGAGUUCCUGUCGCUCUUUAACGGUGGGCCUAUUACUCCCGAGCUCUAUGGCGACCAAUAUGAAGCACAGCUUGCGUUGCUCGCCGAGUACAGAAUCUGGCAACAGGAGCAGACCCAGCAGCUAUGGGACUGGUAUGGCAAGCAGCCAGAGUGGAUGCGCGACAUGGCGAACUCAUUCAAGCUCACCGGCCGUGAGAUUGGCAUCGGUGCCAUCGAAAUACUGCAUUGGAAUCUCCUCUUUCACGGCAUUAUUGUGCUUGUGAACUACCCAGCCAUGAUCGAAGAACUUUGGCUCUAUCCUGAUGCCACUGUAGAUACGCUGCCGUCGCUCAGACGGUGUCUUGAAGCCUCCAAGAGCGCGAGAACACUGAUGAUGAUUUUGAGUGCCCUGGAGCCAACAUCAAAGGUGUAUGUUUGCCUCCCAAACAAGCAUGUCGCGGUUGUAGUUAUGGUCUUGACCCUUACUCUGCUGUUUGAGCCGCCAAGAGAGCAUCCAGAGAGCUACUUUUAUGCGUGGCCGCUCGUCUGCAUCGACAAGCAUCUGCUCCAGUUUCCAGUGAUCCAUCAACUGAUCAAGCAGUUUGAAACGUACGCGAUCGAUUUUUGCACUCGUCCAAUGACCCGUCUGCGACUGGACGACUCGAUCGACCCAAAGCUCAAGGUCGGCCGAUUGCUGGAGUACCGCACGCCAAUCGGCUACUUUGCGAGUAUAGCGCUUGGUCCAUGGGUCCCGCGACAUCCUCUCGAUAAGAUCCCAGGGCCAAUGCCCAUUUAGAGACACGCCGCUCUUGCCCUGCCAGUCACCUGUGGCUGGAUAUGCAUCCUGCAUCGAGCCGCGCAUUGCCGCUGUCCUCGUCACCAUCACUGCCCAUAUUGUCACUGCCCAAGGGCUCUACCCUGGCUUCUAUCAUAUACAUUCGUUGCAAUCGACGG
Messenger RNA from Polychytrium aggregatum, 1302 nucleotides. RefSeq lists its product as uncharacterized. Lineage: Eukaryota; Fungi; Chytridiomycota; Chytridiomycetes; Polychytriales. The transcript has 3 exons. Bases 116 to 1144 code for a protein of 342 amino acids. The record is from RefSeq and is a predicted model, not a curated record.